Miniopterus natalensis is the source of this 1674-nucleotide messenger RNA. It is a transcript of the gene PRF1, whose product is annotated as perforin 1. The record is from RefSeq and is a predicted model, not a curated record. Gene Ontology annotation, cellular component: membrane. Gene Ontology annotation, biological process: immunological synapse formation; defense response to virus; T cell mediated cytotoxicity. NCBI's taxonomy places the organism in Eukaryota, Metazoa, Chordata, Mammalia, Chiroptera, Miniopteridae. Gene Ontology annotation, molecular function: pore-forming activity; wide pore channel activity; calcium ion binding.
AUGGCCACCCAUGUGCUCCUCUUGGGCAUCCUACUCCUGCUACUACCCACACCUGCCCCUGGCUACUGCUACACUGCUGCGCGAUCUGAGUGCCAGAAGGUUCGCAAGUUUUUGCCUGGCUCUUUGCUAGCAGGGGAGGGUGUGGAUGUGACCAAUCUCCAGCGCUCAGGCUCCUUCCCAGUGAACACAGAGACAUAUCUACGGCGGGACCGCACCUGCACCCUCUGCCACAACACACUACAAAAUAAUGCCCUCCGGCGCCUGCCUGUGGCGCUCACCCACUGGCGCGCCCACGGCUCAGGCUGCCAGAGCCACCUGAUCAAGGCCAAGGCCAGUUCCACUGAGGACGUGGCCAAGGAUGCAGCUUCCAGCAUCCGCAAUGACUGGCGGGUGGGGCUGGAAGUAAAUCCCAAACCCAGCACCAAUGUUCGAGUAUCAGUGGCCGGCUCACACUCCAAGGAAGCCAAUUUUGCGGCCGAGAAAACCCACCAGGACCAGUACAGCUUUAGAAGUGACACAAUAGAGUGUCGCUUCUACAGUUUUCGGCUGGUGCACUCUCCGCCACUCCACCCCGAGUUCAAGAAGGCCAUCACCGCCCUGCCCCCCCACUUCAAUGCCUCCACCGAGCCCGACUACCGCAGCCUCAUCUCCCACUAUGGCACCCACUUUAUCCACUCCAUGGAGCUGGGCGGCAGGGUCUCUGCCCUCACCGCCCUGCGCACCUGCGAGCUGGCCCUGGAAGGGCUCACGGCCAACGAGGUGGCGGACUGCCUGGCCGUCGAGGCCCAGGUCAGCAUAGGCAAGCUCGCCGAGUCCUCCAUGGAAUACAAGGCCUGUGAGGAGAAGAAGAAGCAGCAUAAGAUGAAAGCCUCCUUCCACCAGGUCUACCAGGAGCGCUACUCCAAAGUGGUGGGUGGCAGCCACCUCUCCAUGCCCGACCUGCUGUUCGGGAAGCACACCGGGCAAGAGCAAUUCUCAGCCUGGGUGACCUCGCUGGUGGACUCUCCUGGCCCAGUGGACUAUACCUUGGAGCCUCUGCACGUGCUUUUGAAGAAGCAGGACCCACGGCGGGAGGCACUGAGGCAGGCCGUGAGCAAGUACCUGAUGGACAAGGCACGCUGGAAGAACUGCAGCCGGCCCUGCCCCCCAGGGCAGCAGAAGAGCCCCCAUAACCCCUGCCUGUGUGUGUGCCAUGGCACAUCAGUCACCAACCAGGACUGCUGUCCCCGGCAGAGAGGCCUGGCCCAUCUAGCAGUUAUGAACUUCCAGGCCACAGGUCUGUGGGGAGACAUAAUUACUUCCACUGACGCCUAUUUGAAGGUCUUCUUUGGAGGCCAGGAGCUGAGGACGGGCACAGUGUGGAACAAUAACAACCCCCAGUGGAAGACACGGCUGGACUUUGGGAAUGUGAUCCUGGCCACAGGGGGGCCCCUGAGGGUGCAGGUCUGGGACCAAGACUAUGGCUGGGAUGAUGACCUCCUCGGCACCUGUGACCGGGCACCACAGUCUAGCCUAGAGGAGGUGGAGGUGCAGUGUAACCUGAAUCACGGUACACUGAAAUUCUUCUACCUUGCCAAAUGCUUGCCUCACCUGACAGGGGGAACCUGCCUGGAGUACGCCCCCCAAGGACUGCUAGGGGAGCCUCCAGGAAACCGGAGUGGAGCGGUGUGGUGA